AUGCACGCCAAAGUUAUCAUUGUUGGUUCCGGUCCCGCUGGACACACCGCAGCUAUCUACGCAGCGCGGGCAAACCUCGAGCCGGAGAUGUUCGAGGGCAUGAUGGCCGGCGGUGUGGCGCCCGGUGGACAGCUGACGACGACCACGGACGUCGAGAACUUCCCCGGGUUCCCCGCGGGCGUGAUGGGCGGCGAGCUGACAGACAAGUUCCGCGAGCAGUCGGAGCGGUUCGGCACCAAGAUCCACACGGAGACGAUCACGCGCGUGGACCUGUCGUCGCGGCCGUUCAAGCUGUGGCGCGAGUACGCCGACGGCCCCGAGGACAAGCCCGACACGUGCGAUGCGCUGAUCAUUGCCACCGGAGCGACAGCCAAGCGCCUGUUCAUUGCCGGCGAGGACACGUACUGGCAGCGGGGCAUGUCUGCGUGUGCUGUGUGCGACGGCGCUGCGCCGAUCUUCCGCAACAAGCCGCUGGUGGUCGUUGGCGGCGGCGACAGCGCCUGCGAGGAGGCGACGUUCCUGACCAAGUAUGCCAGCCAUGUCUAUCUGGCCGUGCGUCGCGACGCGCUGCGUGCCUCUGAUAUCAUGGCCAAGCGGGCCAUUGCCAACCCCAAGAUCACCGUGCUGUGGAACACCCACGUGACUGAGGCCAAGGGCGACGGCGACCUGCUCAGCCAUGUUGUGCUCAAGGACGCCAAGACCAACGAGACGCGCGAGCUCGAGGUCUCGGGUCUGUUCUAUGCCAUCGGCCAUACCCCCAACACUGCCUUCCUCAGCGGCCAGCUCGAGACCGACGAGUCCGGCUACCUGCUGGUCCAGCCCGGCACCUCGCUGACCAACAUCAAGGGUGUCUUUGCUGCCGGCGACGUCCAGGACAAGCGCUACCGCCAGGCCAUCACUGCUGCUGGCUCUGGCUGCAUGGCUGCUCUCGACGCCGAGAAGUACCUCGAGGAGCUCGAGGCCGAGGAGCGCGAGAAGAAGGAGAAGGACAACAGCAAGCUGUAA
Molecule: messenger RNA, 1005 nt
Organism: Linderina pennispora
Lineage: Eukaryota; Fungi; Kickxellomycota; Kickxellomycetes; Kickxellales; Kickxellaceae
Product: thioredoxin reductase
Exons: 2
Coding region: 1-1005 (334 amino acids)
Biological process (GO): removal of superoxide radicals
Cellular component (GO): cytoplasm
Molecular function (GO): thioredoxin-disulfide reductase (NADPH) activity
Source: RefSeq, a predicted model, not a curated record